AUGAGUUCGUCAACGUCAUCCCUCGCAACAGCAACAACCUCCCUCUCUCCCAUCCUCCCCAUACUCAACGCCUUCAACCACCGCCACCACAACCAGCACCGCCUCGCCCACUGGUGGCCCGUCUUCCGCAUCUUUCGUCGAACCAUCCACUCCCUGCUCGAAGACCUAACUUCUCGUCGUCGACAAGAUGCCUCGUCACCUCCUCCGCGCGCAAUCUGGCUCAACAAACACUUUAUCCCCAGAGCAUAUAUAGCCUUUUCACAACUCGCCGCAGACAACCAACACGCUCCCCUCGGCCUUCUCCUCCUCGCCAUCCUCGCACGCACACAUACAGCCGUCACACAACUUCUCGAUCGACCGACUAUUCCUCCGCCAUCAUCAUCAACUACACGCGCCAACGACGUAAGCCAGGAUAAAGGCGUUGCCAUAGCUCGCCAGAAACAACCCCCGCCAACAGAGCGCCUAAAGACACAAUCCACUAUCCAACCUCCCUCAGACGAACAGCAAGGCGAAAAGCUCGAUCGAGACGCAAUAAAGCCAUCAAAAUCAAAAUCAAAAGAAGUUCCAUCAAAAGAGAAAAAGAAGAAGAAAAAGGCAAAGGGAGAUGCGCUAUCCAGCCUGUUCGGCUCCUUGGCAUAA
This is a messenger RNA of Trichoderma breve, 639 nucleotides long. RefSeq lists its product as uncharacterized. The record is from RefSeq and is a predicted model, not a curated record. Lineage: Eukaryota; Fungi; Ascomycota; Sordariomycetes; Hypocreales; Hypocreaceae. The transcript has 2 exons. Gene Ontology annotation, molecular function: rRNA primary transcript binding. Gene Ontology annotation, cellular component: ribonuclease MRP complex. Bases 1 to 639 code for a protein of 212 amino acids. Gene Ontology annotation, biological process: nuclear-transcribed mRNA catabolic process, RNase MRP-dependent; maturation of 5.8S rRNA from tricistronic rRNA transcript (SSU-rRNA, 5.8S rRNA, LSU-rRNA).